This is a messenger RNA of Alligator mississippiensis (American alligator), 5789 nucleotides long. RefSeq names its product protein NYNRIN-like. The record is from RefSeq and is a predicted model, not a curated record. Gene Ontology annotation, biological process: DNA integration. NCBI's taxonomy places the organism in Eukaryota, Metazoa, Chordata, Crocodylia, Alligatoridae. Gene Ontology annotation, molecular function: nucleic acid binding; RNA-DNA hybrid ribonuclease activity. The coding region runs from base 1052 to 2809 and encodes 585 amino acids. The transcript is spliced from 4 exons.
UUCCAGCCUGCAAAGGGAUACAGGGAACAGGACGCAGGGGGCGUCAUGUGCAUGUGUGUGUAUGCACGCAUGCAUGUGGCUAGGAAUACAGGCGGUGGUGGAGAACAGCUCCCCCAGCUGCCAGCAGCAAUACCCUGAUGCAAGGCACUAUUAUGAACAUGGAGACAAAGAAGCAGAUUCCAUCUCACUAUGAAUGCAUCUAAGUGACACUUAAGGAUUUUAGAAAGCGCACCAGGCAUGUACCCACUGUCCUUUGGGGACAACAAUUUCUGGCGACCCAGAUGGGACCCAGCUGACUGCCUUGCCCGGUCCACCUCUUCGGCUCCAGCAACAACUGUGGACGGCGCGAGGGCCAGGCGCCACCGACCUUAUUCGUCGGAGGUCUGACCGUCUCCUGGUUGCCUGACGGAGUCGUGGAAAGGCACAACGGUGCAACCCUUGGAGGACCAACUUAAUCGGGCGGGGCGAGGGAGGUCUCAACGGACUGGACCUCAGAGCUGUGAACAAGGUCACGGUGACCCUCCACCCGGUGGUGCCAAACCCUUAUACCUUGCUGGCUACUUUGUCUGCAGAGGACCAGUGGUUUACUGUCCUGGACCUGAAAGAUGCCUUCUUUUGCAUCCCACUUGAAAGAGACAGCCAAGAGAUUUUUGCAUUUGAAUGGGAGGACCUGAAUACUAGGAGAAAAACCCAAUUGUGCUGGACAGUUUUGCCUCAGGGUUUUAAGAACAGUCCCACUAUUUUCAGCACUGCCUUAAGUACCGAUCUUCAGAAGUGGGACAGAAGAACGUCAGGAACCCUGUUACAGUAUGUGGAUGAUCUGUUGAUUGCAGCAAAAACGAGGGAAGAGUGCCACCUACUGACCGUAAGUUUACUGAACUUCCUGGGAUACCGGGUGUCUCAGAAAAAAGCCCAGAUAGAGCAAGAGAGAGUGCGAUACCUAGGAUUUGACAUCUCGCAAGGCCAGAGGAUGUUGGGCCCUGAGAGAAAAGAGGCCAUCUGCCGGAUGGCAGUCCCAAAGACCAAGAGACAGUUGUGAGGCUUUUUGGGGAUGGCAGGGUUCUGCCGGAUCUGGAUCCCCAAUUUUGGACUAAUAGCCAAAGCUCUUUAUGAGGCCACUGCUGGUAGUGAGGGAGAUUUGCAAUGGACAGCAGAAUGCCGAAAGGGCUUCGACACUAUCAAACAGGCCCUCAUGAAGGCGCCAGCCCUGGGCCUACCCGACCUGAGUAAACCAUUUCAGCUUUACGUUCAUGAACGCCAAGGAGUAGCGUCAGGAGUGCUGACCCAGUACUUAGGUAGCUGGAAAAGAGCAGUGGCCUACUUCUCCAAACAAUUGGAUCCUACUAGUUUGGGAUGGCCGACCUGCCUGCGAGCAGUGGCAGCUACAGCUAUGCUGGUAAAGGAAUCUAAGAAACUUACUUUAGGACAGCCAAUGACCGUGUAUACCCCACAUUCAGUGCUGGCGGUGAUGGAUGCAAAAGGGGGAACCUGGCUUUCCCCUGGACGAAUGGCUAAAUACCAGGCGGCUCUCCUGGAUCAAGGAGACAUCCAGUUGCAGACCUCUAGUACACUGAACCCAGCUACGCUAAUGCCAUUGGAACAAGACGAAGGAUUACAGCAUGAUUGCAUUGAAACUAUUGAGAGUGUGUAUGCUAGCCGGCCGGAUCUUAAAGAUGCCCCACUACCUAAUGCAGACCUUGAAUUCUACACAGAUGGAAGCAGCUUCAUGGACAAUGGAACCCGAAAGGCAGGAUACGCCGUGGUUACAUCCUGGGAUACCAUGGAAGCAAAAGCCUUGCCUCCAAAUACCUCUGCACAGAGAGCUGAGCUUAUUGCACUGACCCGAGCUCUCCAUUUGGCAAAAGGAAAGACAGCCACUAUAUACACAGAUUCGAAGUACGCUUUUGGAGUCCUACACGCCCACAGAGCUAUAUGGAAAGAGAGAGGACUCUUAACAGCAAGUAAAAGCCCGGUAAAGCAUGGAACAGAGAUCCUGAAACUACUUGAAGCCGUGAUGGAACCAGUAGAGGUAGCUGUGGUGCAUUGUAAGGCCCAUCAAAAAGGAGAUGGUGAAGUUAUAAGAGGAAACCGACGAGCAGAUGCUGCGGCAAAAAAGGCUGCCAGAGAACAAGCCAAGGAGACUCCAAUAUUGGCACUGGUGCCUCAGGUGGCGCUACCUGAAGACCCUCCCAAAUAUACUGAAAAAGAGAACCAACUCGCAGAGAAAUUGAGAAGCAAAGAACGACAAGAUGGAUGGUGGGUCUUGCCUGAAGGACAGGUCCUGGUGCUGAAAUUGAUCCUUAGCAAAAUGCUCCAAGAGUACCACCAGAGCACCCACAUGGGAGCUGACGCCAUGACCCAAGGUCUCCAAAGAAUUGUAGUGGGACCUAAGAUGAGGAAAACAGCAGAACAGAUAGUGCGUAGAUGCCCUGUCUGUUGUGCCAACAAUCCUAAGAUUUCCCCCAAACCUCCGCCAGGAGCAGGAAGGCAAGGACUAUUAGCAGGAGAAUGUUGGCAGAUAGAUUUCUCUGAAGUUCCCAGGAAGGGACACUACAAAUACCUGUUAGUGCUCGUGGACACCUUGACUGGAUGGACCGAGGCCUUCCCGUGCCGAACCAACAAAGCAAAGGAAGUGGUCCGGGUGAUGCUAAAAGAAAUGAUUCCACAAUUCAGAAUCCCAGAGGGAUUAGCCUCGGACCGAGGGCCACACUUUGUGUCAAAAGUGCCCCAGGCAGUUUCCCAGGCUCUGGGGAUACAAUGGGACCUUCACACAGCAUGGAGACCACAGUCAAGUGGACAGGUGGAAUGAAUGAAUCAGACUCUGAAAAGACAGCUGGCUAAACUUUGCCAAGAGACUCAGUUGAAAUGGCCCGAAGCUCUGCCUCUUGCCUUGCUUAGAGUGCGCAUAGCCCCUAGAGCUAAAUUGGGAGUUAGUCCAUUUGAAUUAAUAUAUGGCAAGCCGUAUCCUAAGAAUCCAGUGGUGACGCAUGGGAGUCAAAUGCAUGUAAAAGGGGAAGGCUGGGUAAAAGAUUAUUUGUAUUCUUUGUCUGCUGUAUUGUCUUCUCUCCACAGGUAUGUCCAGGAGCGACUUCCACUCCCCUUAGAUACACCAGUCCAUAAGUUCCAGAUCGGAGACGAGGUGCUGGUCCGAACGUGGAAAGACGAGCCGCUUCAGCCCCGGUGGAAGGGACCGUAUCCUGUGAUUCUCACCACUCACGCUGCAGUAAAGGUUCAGGGGGUAAAACCGUGGAUACACUACACUCGGGUGAAGGCCGCACCAGAAGCACUACCUGCGGGAAAAGUUGCUGAGAGUGUCGCACCAGAAGCCAACACAAACAGACACCGUUGGACAGCAGAGCCAGUAGAAGGACUUAAAUUUCUGUUUAAACGUCAACCAUGUGGACAGUAGUUCUUUGCAUAGGUGUAAUGUUUCUAGGGUCUAAGGGGUUGGUGCAUCAAAGGUUUGAAAAGAGUCAAAAUGUGUGGGUUUAUUUGGCAAAGGGCGUAUUGAAUGUCACUCAUUUUUGUUUGGCAGGAGGAACAUCGGUUGAGGAUAUUUUCACGUCAUGCCUUAUAGGGGUGCCCACUCCAUUGGAAGCACUCUGGAAUCAGACUUGGUUCGCAUCUGAGGGAAUAGGAGUUCCAAUCAAUUACACUAACUACCCCAUGUGGGGAACCAUUACCACAGAAAAAAACGCCAGUACCUUUGAAAUAGAUUUGUUGACAGUCACCUCCCCUGGUAACACCAGCUGUGCCAAUUUUGUGAACUGUACCAAAGCUUGUAAAAGCCUAACCAAAGAAACAAAAAUUUUCAAUUGCUCAGACGUGACUAAUGUAUCUUGCAACUACGGUCAUGUUGUAUUACCCCGGGGGUGGUUCCUUCUUUGUGGAAAGACUGUCUAUUCAUAUAUCCCAGCCAAUGCCACAGGAGGCCCUUGUGCUCUGGGCCGGUUGACUGUCUGGCUACCAGGUAUGCCUAUGACCUCUAGUAAACGUCACCGGAGAGGUUUGAAUGUGCUAGAUGAAUCCUGUGAUAGUGACGUAGACCUCCUGAGUAAGGCUGAGGUAGUGUCUGUCGCUGCCGUGCACUGCAGCGGGGGGGUCCAGAGCCUUAGAGGCCGUCAGGCGGGUAGUUGUGACGCUUGGAGUGGAAUUAAUUAGGCAGACGCUUAUCGGUUGUAAAGCAAGGUUAUUUACUCACGCCGUCAAUGUGGUGAAACACGGAGGUCAGAGAUACUUGGUUAGUUACAGCUUAGGGUUCGUGGGUCGGUCUGCAUAAGUGGUCAGAUAGAAAUGGUUGGGCAGAAAUGGUCGGGCCGGCUGUCAGUCGUCGAUUUACGUCUGAGAUAGGGUCAAAGACGGGGGACGAGCUGGCAAGUGAUCAGAUUGCCAGUUUACUCUGAUACGUAUGUUCAGAGGUCUCCAGGUGUAUAUGGAGUCGCCCUCUGACUUCACGGAAGUGAAAAUGGGUUUUAUUUGUGUAAUAGCCAAUUGCUUUUCGCCACAUCAUAAAUUUAAUUAGAAUCGCCAAUUUUCUAGCGGUCUUCGCUAGGGUGUUAUGACAGGGCUACUCCUCUUUUUACUCUGACCAAUUAUAAUGAUUUAUGUACAGCACAGAAGGCAAAAGUUUUAUCUCUGUUAGUGGCGCAGCAAUAAAUUUCUUUUUGCUGACACGCAGAGCAAAAGGUUGUUACCAGCAUCUGUUAACCCUUAGUUAACUUCAGUGCAGAAUGAAAAUGCUUUAAAUAAUAUCUCUUGCUUGUGGCAUAGGCACUACUAUAAUUGGGUUGUGACAGUGUCCUUAGCAGUUUCCAUAGUAGGGGUGCCAGGCCUAGCAGUGGAUGCCGAGAGGCAGCUUAGUAAGGUGGCCUGUGCCCUGGCAAAGGACCUAAAUACAACUUCACAGGCCCUAGCUGCCCUCAAUACUGAAAUGAAAGAACUAAGAGGAGCUACUCUGCAAAAUAGAGCAGCCAUAGAUUAUCUGUUGCUGAGGCAUAACCAUGGAUGUGAAGAGUUCGAGGGAAUGUGUUGUUUCAAUUUGACAGAUAAUUCCAAGUUGAUAGAGUCAAAAGUGCAGAACUUGAAAGAAGUUCUGUCCCACAUCAAGCAAGAGGAAGGGUUCGAUUUCUCUUGGCUUACUUCUUGGCUUCCUAGUUUUUCCUGGCUUAAACAAAUUUUCCUGUUAACUGUAGCAGGUAUAUGUGUUUUCUUGAUGAUUUGUUGUGGAGUACAAUGUGUACCUAUGUGUUGUGAUGUAUUCAAAAGAUCAGUUCCUUCCCCUGUUAAUCGUGUGAUGUUUGUAAAAUCAUCAGUUACAAAUCCGAUCCAAAAGAAUCGGGAGGGAGCCAGGAAAUUCCUGACGAUGAAAAAGAUGGUUGAGGACUAUGAUCCUAUUCCAUAGGGCCAUAGCCUUGAAGGGGGGAUUUGAUGAGUACCCUUGAAACUUUUAUAUGUUUUUUUAUACUUUGGGAACAGAUUUGUAUGUUUUGAAAAAGUAUUUUAUCUAACCAAGGGCAUAGAGUAGGUUGUUUAGGCUGGGGGAGAUCGCUUGUUGCCUAGUUGCUUAAUUGCUGGCCUUGCUAGAAGGAAAGGCUAUAUCAGCGAGGUCCCUGGGAGGGGUUGGAAGGGGGGUUACUUGCUGGGCUUGCUGCACAAUUUACCACAUCAGCAAAUUCAACCUGUCUUGUAGCUAUAUAAGGCUGAUGCCCACUUGGGGGGGGUGUGCUUGCUUUGCGAAUGAUUGCCAAGCACCUCUUUCUGCGCAGAAAUAAAGUUUAAGUUGGAUCCUC